Acanthosepion pharaonis is the source of this 1389-nucleotide messenger RNA. NCBI's taxonomy places the organism in Eukaryota, Metazoa, Mollusca, Cephalopoda, Sepiida, Sepiidae. The record is from the annotation of a GenBank genome assembly.
AUGUUCGUUAAGAGGUUUAACGUGUGGUUCGGUGUCGUGGUUCACAAGGGGCGGGGGUCACUAUGUGAAGGAUACUCUUUCUCUCUCUCUCUCUUCGCCAUUUUCUCCACCUCUUUCUUCUCUUUCUCCUUCUCACCCAUUUUUUCUCCCUUCUUCAUUUUACAUUUCUCUCUCUCUCAGAUUCUCUCUGUCUCUUUUCUCCUCUUUCUUUUCUCCUAUUUCUUCUUUUCUUAUGUUUUCUUUUUCGAUCACUUAUCUCUUUAUUCUCUUUCUUUCUUUUCCCCCCUCCUACUAUUUUACUGCUUUGUCUCCUUUCGCUCCUCUUUUUCUUACUUGAUUUUCUCUUUCUUUCUUUUCUCUUUCUUUCUUUCUAUUCACUUUAAUCUGUUUUUCUUUCUUUCUGUUGCAAUUCUUACUUUUCACUUUAAUAUGUUUUCUUUGUUUCUUUUUUCUUUCUUUCCUUUUUCUUUCUUUCUUUCUAAUUUCUUUCUUUCUUUCUUUAGCUUUUUCUCUUUUUUUCUUUUCAUUAUUUCUUUUCCUUUUAAUCUGUUUCUCUUUCUUUUGCUUUUUUUCUUUCUUACUUUCUUUCUUUCCCUUUUAUCCGUAUAUAUUUUUCUUUCUUUGUUUUUUCAUUUGUAUUUCUUACUUUUCACUUUAAUCUGUUUUUCUUUCUUUCUUUCUUUCUUUCUUUCUUUCUUUUAUGUUUUCCUUUUUCUUUGUUUUUUCUUUUGUCUUUCUUCCUUACCAUUUAAUCUUUUUCUUUCUUUCUUUUCUUUCUUUCUUUCUUACUUCUUCUUUUUCUUUCUUUAUAUGUUUUCCUUUUUCUUUCUUUCUUUCUUUAAUCUGUUUUUCUUUCUACAUUUUUUUUCAUUCUUUCUUUCGUUCAUUCGUUUCAUUUUUCCUACGUCUGUUCAUUUUCUUCUCUCCCUCCUUGAAUCAUUUCUUUCUUUCUUUCCUUUUCUCUUCAUUUCUUUCUUUCUUUCUCCUUUAAACUGUUUUGCUUUCUUUUGCUUUCUUUCUUUCUUUCUUUCUUUCUUUCUUUCUUUCUUUCUUUCAAUUCCUCCUACUUUUUCUACUUUCUUUCUUUCUUUUCUGUUCCUCAUACUUUUUCAUUUUUUUCAUUGUUUUUUCUUUCUUCUUUGCCUCCCGCUUUCUUUCUCUCCCUCCGUCGCUCUUUUUCUUUCCUUCACUGUCUUCUCCCCCUCCUUUCUUCAUUACUUGGUGCCCUAUCUAUCUAUCUAUCUAUCUAUCUAUCUAUCUAUCUAUCUAUCUUUUUCCUCUCCCUUUUCUCUCUUCUUUAACCGCAUCCUCUCACCGCAUCGUCUCCCCAUUCGUAUUCUCCUCCAUUUAUUUGAUAUCAAACAACACGACCCCCCACCCGAGAAUUGA